AUGUCAAACGAAGCGUUUCGCUUACUUUCUCGAGGAGGCACGGUAUUCAGUAAAUCCAAUAUAGACAACCAUCUUCUCAUUAAACGGAAAGAGUCGAGGCAGAAGGGUCAAAGAAAUGCGACAGUGUUAGAUGGACAAAUUCCCUCAGAAUUAGACUUUUUCAAGUAUGCUCAAGGCGGUCAAGGAAAGAGAAAAAUUGUGGACGAAUCGAGUAAUUCAGAGAAAAAGAGGAAAGUGAACCAUGAGGGAGAAGAUAUGCAAGAUGAAGAUGAAUUAUUGGCAAGCGUGGCUAUACCAGAGGUCAUCCAUCGAGUAUCUGCAAAAGGAUCGGAUGUACCACCACAUAUCGACAGCUUUGAAGCUCUUAACACAUUCGGAGUCCCUUCACGAAUCACAGCAAACCUGAAAUCUAGCGGAUACAAAACUCCGACGAGCGUUCAGUCAUAUUGUAUUCCCAUCCUUUUGAAAUCUCGCGACCUGGCGGCUAUUUCACCGACAGGUACUGGAAAGACACUUGCUUACCUUCUUCCAAUAUUCUCGAAACUUGCUGCACCCGCCUCUCCUUCUUCUGGCAACGGUGUGAGAGCAGUUGUUGUCGUACCAACUCGUGAACUAGCCCAUCAAAUCUACAACGAAUGCCUAAAACUCGCCCAAGGGCGCAAAUGGAAAAUUAUACUUUUCAGCAAAGCAACUGCCAAUGCGCUAUCUCAGAACGGUGCUGCAGAUAAAGUCGACAUCAUUAUUUCUACUCCUCUAAGACUUGUUGCUGCUCUUCAAAAUGGAGUAAUAGACUUAAAUAAUGUCCGACAUUUGGUCCUUGAUGAAGCGGAUCGCAUGCUGGACCCAGAGUUCAUGCCUCAGAUACAGGAAAUUGUCAACUCUUGUACCUAUAGUUUUUUACAAAAGGCAUUUUUUAGCGCAACGCUACCAGCUGGCGCCGAAAAGCUGGCUAUGGAAAUGCUGAAUAAUCCAGUACGCGUUGUGGUUGGAGUAAAAGACACUCCUCUUCCUCUGAUAUCUCAGUCCUUAACCUAUGUUGCCGACGACCCCUCAAAACUGCCGAGUCUCCUUUCUUAUUUUGCAAAACCGUAUAACCCACCUGUUCUCAUUUUUGCUUCGACUCAAACCCGAGCAACAUCUCUGGCGGAAGAACUUGUUCUCAACGGCAUUGCAAAUGUAGACUGUUUACAUGCUGGUUUGACCCAAAAGGAGCGCGAAGAUGCUGUCACUCGUAUGCGCAAAGGCGAGAGCUGGGUUAUGGUCACAACAGAAGUUAUGGCCAGAGGUAUGGAUUUCAAAGGCGUUCGGGAAGUAAUUAAUUACGAUUUCCCAACAACUGUGCAAAGUUACGUUCAUCGGAUUGGUCGUACAGGGCGGGCAGGACGAGAGGGAAAAGCUGUCACAUUUUUCACUGACGACGACGCCCCGUAUCUCAAAACGAUCGCAAACGUAUUGCUUCAGUCUGGUUCAACUGUACCCGAUUGGAUACUGAAGUUACCAAAGCCCUCAAAACUGAAGAAAAGGCAAAUGGGAAAAAUUAAGCGCCCCGACGUUGUUAAUCCUGCUAGAUUUGUUGGACGACGGGAUUCGAUUAAGAAACGGUCAGCCUUACAUCCAAUAUACGCCUGA
Psilocybe cubensis is the source of this 1629-nucleotide messenger RNA. RefSeq lists its product as uncharacterized. Gene Ontology annotation, molecular function: ATP binding; RNA helicase activity; nucleic acid binding. Bases 1 to 1629 code for a protein of 542 amino acids. Lineage: Eukaryota; Fungi; Basidiomycota; Agaricomycetes; Agaricales; Agrocybaceae. The transcript is spliced from 7 exons. The record is from RefSeq and is a predicted model, not a curated record. Gene Ontology annotation, biological process: maturation of SSU-rRNA.